AUGCCUGGGGCUGCAGCAGCAAUAUGUCUGCAGCAAGAAAUCGAUUGGCUCGCCAAAGCGGCUGCGCAAAGCCUCGACUGGCGGAGACACAAACCCAAGCAGCAGCAGCAGCAGGAGGAGUUUGUGCUGCAGCAGGGAGCAGCAGCAAGCGCAUGCAUUGUCUUUGUUGGGGCUGCAGCAGACAGUAGAGACAGAAGAGAGACAGCUGUGGAGACACCUCGCGGAGACACAGCCAUUUCAGUUCGCCGGCGGACACCACCUGCUGCGGCUGCUAGACAGGGACCUGCAGCGCCUGCAGCAGCAGCAGCAGCAGCAGCAGCAGGAGCUGCAGCAGGAGCAGCAGCAGCAGCAGGAGCAGCAGCAGCAGCAGGAGCUGCAGCAGCAGCUGCAGCAGCAGCAGCAGCAGCAGCAGGAGCUGCAGCAGGAGCUGCAGCAGGAGCUGCAGCGGCGGCAGGAGGAGCAGCAGUUGCAUCGGCAGGAUCAGGCCUCGUGGAUUGCUGA
Molecule: messenger RNA, 501 nt
Organism: Eimeria mitis
Lineage: Eukaryota; Apicomplexa; Conoidasida; Eucoccidiorida; Eimeriidae
Exons: 2
Coding region: 1-501 (166 amino acids)
Source: RefSeq, a predicted model, not a curated record